CGGUAUUGAGACAAACUCUUAACACAUGUAAACGUCAUUAUGUCUAAUCCAAUAAGCGGAGCUGCCGCCGCCGUGGUCCCGCCCAGAAAGCAUCUCGCCCUGAUGACUGACUGACAGCUGAGUGGCGGUGUGGUUCGGUUCGGAUCUCUGGGAGCAGAAAUAAAGCUAGGACAGACAUGGGUGACGUGGUGGAGGAAGCGAUGGACAGCUCUGCUGUGUCCGAGGAGGAAGUGGGUGAUCUGCAGAGAGGAGAGUCGAUUCCACGUAGAAGCUGCUCAAAGAUAUCAGAUGUGGGAGAAAUCAUUGAAGGAAAGCGGGCCAAGAAGACAGUGGAGAGGCUGGACUUUCAGGCUCCAAAAGUCAAGGAGAAGCUAAAAAUUGCAGUCGGCAGAGGUGAUAAACUGGGAGACAUUCCUCGGACCAACUACGAGAUCAACAAGAGGAAAGCAGACGAGCUGAAGCUGCUGCACUCCAUCCUGUUCGACAGACCCGGAAAGUCCGCCUCCGUCAAGAAGAACCUACGGCUGUUUAACGGCUUCCCAUUUGACGCAGACAGCUUGGAGUUCACCAAGAAACGAGAGAAGAUGCUCAGGAACUCCAACCUCAAUAACACCAAGCUGAAGCUCAUCUGCACCGUUCUGGAUCUGGAGAAGAAGGGAACCCACUUGGAUCUCAUCGACCGGAUCCUCAACUUUCUGAUCGCCCCAAAGAACAGCGGGAAGCGUGCUCCGGUGAAGAAGAAGAGGAGGUCCAAGAAGAAGCUGUCUGGGAAUGACUCCAAAGCCAAGAGCAAACCCAAAGCCAAGACCUCCUCAUCCAGCUCCAAAAAGUCCAAAGCAGGAAGUAAAUCCAAAGCUAUCGUGAUGGACUCCAGCAGUGAUGAGGAGGAUGAAGAGAAGAUGGGCACUUCAGUUGAGGCAGAGGGAUCUGAUGGAGAGGAGAAACCCUCAGAGCAGGACGGAGAACAGGAGGAGCAGUCUGACAAGUCAGAGGAGUCUGAAGAGGAGGAGCUGGAGGAGUCUGACGAGUCCUCCAAGCCAAAGUCCAGCAGGGGGAAGAAGAAGAAGAACGCAACAGAGAAGAGGCAGCGAACACCAGCGAAGAAGACGGGGCGUCCCAAGAAAAGAGCAAUAAACCAUAGGUCAGACGAGUCGGACGGAGACAGCGAUUCUGAGGAGAAGCCAAAGAAGAAGAGAGUAGCAGCAGCUAAAACCAAGAAGGCCGACAGCAGCAGUAGCAGCAACAAGAACACCACCAACGCAGCUGAGGACAGCUCUGACGACGAUGAGCCGCUCAUCAGGAUUAUAAAGAAAGCUCCAACAGAUGAUCAGCUAAAGAAGAUUGUGGAGAACCUCUUGAAGGAGGCAAACCUGGAGGAGAUGACCAUGAAGCAGAUCUGUCAGAAGGUGUUCGACACGUAUCCAGAACACGACCUGAGCGGCAGGAAGGACUUCAUCAAACAGACCGUCAAGACUUUCAUCACAUGAAGAUGCUGCAGGACUCCAUCACAUCUCCACCAUAUUUCUACAUGUUAUUUAGUUUUAUUUAGUGUUUUCUUCGUGAAGCUGUUUUAUCAGAUUCCAGAUGGUUGCUGCGCCCUGCAGGAUGGUUCCUCUCUGCAUCAGGUCAAACCUUCAUCAACAGUCCGUCAGGAAAAUGUCGGCCUAAUUCUCUUUUCUUAAUAAAUUUCUACAUUUUAUAACAAAA
Girardinichthys multiradiatus is the source of this 1707-nucleotide messenger RNA. It is a transcript of the gene dek, whose product is annotated as DEK proto-oncogene. The record is from RefSeq and is a predicted model, not a curated record. The transcript is spliced from 12 exons. Gene Ontology annotation, molecular function: DNA binding; histone binding. NCBI's taxonomy places the organism in Eukaryota, Metazoa, Chordata, Actinopteri, Cyprinodontiformes, Goodeidae. Gene Ontology annotation, cellular component: nucleus. Bases 177 to 1487 code for a protein of 436 amino acids. Gene Ontology annotation, biological process: chromatin organization; regulation of double-strand break repair.